AAACAUUUCACAAUUCCGGAAUAGAAAAGAUGAGGAAGGAGGUGGUGGUGGCGGCAGUAACUGUAACAACUGCAGCUGCUGCUGUCGCUGCGAUGGUGUUAGUGAGGCACUGGAAGCGCCAAAACGAGCGAAGUUGGAGGCAUGCAAAGCGCAUUUUGCGAAAGUUUGCGAGGGAGAGUGCUACUCCAGUCACCAAACUUUGGCUUGUGGCUAAUGACUUGGCGGUUGACAUGCAAACCGGCCUUAUUUCUGAACAAUCCAAACUUGGCAUGUUUCCUUUCUACUCCGGUUCACUGCCCACCGGUGAUGAGAAAGGGGUAUACUAUGGAAUAAACCUUCGCGGUGAUAAUUUCUUGAUUCUAAGAGCGCAGCUUGGAGGGAAGAAUGAAAUUUUAUCUGAAUUCCAGAGGGAGGAGGUUCAAAUUCCUUCCCGUGUAAUUUCUGCCGAUUCCAAGGAAUUAUUUGAUCUAAUUGCCUUGGAGCUUUCAAAAUUUGUUUCUCUUCAUGAAGACCUUACAGGAAAGACAAAACUAGAGAAGCUUAAACUAGGAUUUACAAUAUCACCUCCGGUUGACCAAGCUGCAGCCUCCUCGUGCAGAGGCAUCGAUUGGAGGAGGUUAACAGAUGACACAGUCAGGACACAGAUGAUGACUGAAAUUAAUGAGGCUUUGCUGAAGCAUGGCGUGGAAAUGCAAGUUUCUGCUAUGGUGGAUGAAGUCAUUGGCUGUUUGGCUGGGGCAAGGUACUACAGUAGAGAAAGUGUCGCUGCACUUAGUUUAGGGAUGGCCGUUAAUGCUGCUUAUAUGGAAUCAGUACAAGAAGUUCAAAAGUUGCAGGGCCAAUUAUCCAACUCUGGAGAAAUGGCUAUUAGUGUGAAUUGGGGAAAUUUUAGUUCCAUUCACCUUCCAAUGACAGAGUUUGAUGCUUCCUUAGAUUCUGAAAGCACAAAUCCUGGUAGCGGGAUAUUUGAAAAGCUUAUUUCAGGGAUGUAUUUAGGAGAGAUUGUUAGAAAAGUCCUACUGAAGAUGGCGCAAGAAGCAGCUUUAUUUGGAGAUAACCUCCCAAUCAAGCUCACCAUCCCAUACUUGUUGAGGUCACAUGAUGUGGCUAUUAUGCACCAGGACACAUCAGAGGAUUAUGAAAUGGUUGAUGAAAAACUGAAGGAAAUAUUCGAGAUAUCCAACACUACACCAGUGGUGAGAGAAAUCGUUGCAGAGGUCUGUGACAUAGUUGCAGAGCGCGGAGCUCGUCUUGUGGGAGCUGGAAUAAUGGGGAUUGUCAAAAAACUCGGAAGAAUUGCUAACAAGAAGAGUGUAAUUACGGUUGAAGGUGGACUGUAUGAGCAUUAUCGCAUCUUUAGAAACUAUCUGCAUAGCAGUGUUUGGGAGAUGCUGGGGAGUGACCUUUCUGACAAUGUGAUUAUAGAGCAUUCUCACGGAGGUUCAGGAGCUGGGGCUCUCUUUAUUGCUGCUUCACAGACGCGAGGUGCAGAUUCCUAGGCACACCAUUUUGAACCCUGUUCCUGUUGCCCCUAUAUUAUUGUAAUCUGAUAUCGAGAUUGUGGAAUUUUGUUCAUUCAUUUGUUUGUUAA
Messenger RNA from Coffea eugenioides, 1591 nucleotides. Its product is annotated as probable hexokinase-like 2 protein. Gene Ontology annotation, cellular component: cytosol; mitochondrion. NCBI's taxonomy places the organism in Eukaryota, Viridiplantae, Streptophyta, Magnoliopsida, Gentianales, Rubiaceae. Gene Ontology annotation, biological process: glycolytic process; intracellular glucose homeostasis; glucose 6-phosphate metabolic process. The coding region runs from base 30 to 1499 and encodes 489 amino acids. Gene Ontology annotation, molecular function: glucokinase activity; ATP binding; D-glucose binding. The record is from RefSeq and is a predicted model, not a curated record. The transcript is spliced from 9 exons.